This is a messenger RNA of Tympanuchus pallidicinctus (lesser prairie-chicken), 1580 nucleotides long. It is a transcript of the gene ZIC2, whose product is annotated as Zic family member 2. Gene Ontology annotation, biological process: central nervous system development; regulation of transcription by RNA polymerase II. The transcript has 3 exons. Gene Ontology annotation, molecular function: DNA-binding transcription factor activity, RNA polymerase II-specific; RNA polymerase II cis-regulatory region sequence-specific DNA binding. Gene Ontology annotation, cellular component: nucleus. Bases 48 to 1481 code for a protein of 477 amino acids. NCBI's taxonomy places the organism in Eukaryota, Metazoa, Chordata, Aves, Galliformes, Phasianidae. The record is from RefSeq and is a predicted model, not a curated record.
CGGGCGGGCGGCGGAGCGGCGGAUCGGAGCGGCGGAGCGGCGCGGCCAUGCUGCUGGACGCCGGCCCGCAGUUCCCGGCGCUCGGCGUGGGCACCUUCGCCCGGCACCACCACUCGGCCGCGGCCGAGAUGCAGGAGCGGGAGCUGAGCCUGGCGGCGCAGAACGGCUUCGUGGACUCGGCGCACAUGGGCGCCUUCAAGCUGAACGCCGGCGCCCACGAGCUGUCCCCGGGGCAGAGCUCGGCGUUCACCUCGCAGGCGCCCGGCUACCCCGCGGCCGCUCUGGGGCCGCACGCCGCGCACGUCGGCUCCUACUCGGGGCCGCCUUUCAACUCCACCCGGGACUUCUUGUUUCGCAGCCGCGGCUUCGGGGAGGCGGCGGCGGGCGGCGGGCAGCACGGCAUCUUCGGGCCGGCGGCCGGCGGCCUGCACCACCCGCACACGGACGCUCAGAGCCACCUCCUGUUCCCCGGCAUCCACGAGCAGCACGGCCCGCACGCCUCGCAGAACGUCCUCAACGGACAGAUGCGGCUGGGGCUGCCCGGGGAGGUGUUCGCCCGCUCCGAGCAGUACCGUCAGGUCGCCAGCCCCAGGACUGACCCCUACGCUGCGGCGCAGCUGCACAACCAGUACGGCCCCAUGAAUAUGAACGUGGGCAUGAACGUGGCGGCCCAUCACCACCACCACCCCGGUGCCUUUUUCCGCUACAUGCGACAGCAGUGCAUCAAGCAGGAGCUGAUCUGCAAGUGGAUCGACCCCGAGCAGCUGAGCAACCCCAAAAAAAGUUGCAAUAAAACUUUCAGCACCAUGCACGAGCUGGUCACCCACGUCUCGGUGGAGCACGUCGGGGGGCCCGAGCAGAGCAACCACGUCUGCUACUGGGAGGAGUGUCCCCGCGAGGGCAAGCCCUUCAAGGCCAAGUACAAACUGGUCAACCACAUCCGCGUGCACACGGGCGAGAAGCCCUUCCCCUGCCCCUUCCCCGGCUGCGGGAAGGUCUUCGCCAGGUCGGAGAACCUCAAGAUCCACAAACGGACUCACACAGGGGAGAAGCCCUUCCAGUGCGAGUUCGAGGGCUGCGACCGGCGCUUCGCCAACAGCAGCGACCGCAAGAAGCACAUGCACGUGCACACGUCGGACAAGCCGUACCUGUGCAAGAUGUGCGACAAGUCGUAUACGCAUCCCAGCUCCCUGCGGAAGCACAUGAAGGUGCACGAGUCGUCCCCGCAAGGCUCAGAGUCCUCGCCGGCCGCCAGCUCCGGCUACGAGUCCUCCACGCCCCCGGGGCUGGUGUCCCCCAGCGCCGAGCCGCAGAGCUCCACCAAUCUCUCCCCUGCGGCGGCGGCUGCGGCUGCGGCGGCGGCGGCGGCGGCCGUGACAGCCGUUCACCGGAGCGGCGGCGGCGGCGGAGGAGGGAGCGGCGGCGGCGGCGGCGGCGGUCACAGCGGCCUCUCCUCCAACUUCAACGAGUGGUACGUGUAGGGCCGCCGGACUGCUCUGCGGCCCCGCCGCCGCCGCCCCUCCCGGGUCGGAGGAAGCGCUCCCGGAGCCCGCUCCGCAUGGAGCUCCCCGCGCUGCCGG